GGGUGCACAUUCUUCUGGGUUGGCUCAUUGGAAACACAUUGUUCCUGGGAGAAGAGGGGACGAGGGGGAUGGAGAAGGGUGUGCGAGGAAGCAGGAGCAAAAUGGAGUAGCCAGGACUUCCUUUGAUGGAAAGGACCUAUGUUAAUUCUCACGGAAUCACGUGGAGCUUGGCUGCGGAGAUUUUAAAAAGCUGCUCCUCAGAUGGCAGGCUUUCUCUGGUGUUUCUAGUAUGAAUUUCACAUCUCGGCCUUUCAUCCAGCUCCAACAGUCUCAGCUCCAUCAUCUGGAGGACAAAUGAAAUUUGCAUGAGUUGCAAACUCUUGAGCUGAAUGAAAUACGGACUGCAGUGCUAAUAUCCUUUUCUUCUAGUUGUUAUUAACAGAAAGUUAAAUGUCGUCGGAAGACCGAGAAGCUCAGGAGGAUGAGUUGCUGGCCCUGGCGAGUAUUUAUGAUGGAGAUGAAUUUCGAAAAGCAGAGUCUGUCCAAGGUGGAGAAACCAGGAUCUAUUUGGACUUGCCCCAAAAUUUCAAGAUAUUUGUGAGCGGCAAUUCAAAUGAGUGUCUCCAGAAUAGUGGCUUUGAACACACCAUUUGCUUUCUGCCUCCACUUGUGCUGAACUUUGAGCUGCCACCAGAUUAUCCAUCCUCCUCCCCACCUUCAUUCACACUUAGUGGCAAAUGGCUGUCACCAACUCAGCUGUCUGCUCUCUGCAAGCACUUAGACAACCUGUGGGAAGAGCACCGCGGCAGCGUGGUCCUGUUUGCCUGGAUGCAGUUUCUCAAGGAAGAGACCUUGGCCUACCUGGAUAUCGUCUCUCCCUUCGAGCUCAGGCUGGGUUCUCAGAAAAAAGUGCAGAGAAGGGCGACUCAGGCCUCUUCCAGCCCCGAGCUAGAUUUCGGAGGAGCUGCUGCCUUUGACCUAGACCAAGAGGAAGCUGUGGACGAGAGAGCCGUGCAGGAUGUGGAGUCCUUGUCCAGUCUGAUCCAGGAGAUCUUGGACUUUGAUCAAGCUCAGCAGAUAAAAUGCUUUAACAGUAAAUUGUUCCUGUGCAAUAUCUGUUUCUGUGAGAAGCUGGGGAGCGAAUGCAUGUACUUCUUGGAGUGCAGGCAUGUGUACUGCAAAGCCUGUCUCAAGGACUACUUUGAGAUCCAGAUCAGAGAUGGCCAAGUUCAGUGCCUCAACUGCCCAGAACCCAAGUGCCCUUCAGUGGCCACUCCUGGUCAGGUCAAAGAGCUGGUGGACGCCGAGUUAUUUGCCCGCUACGACCGCCUUCUCCUCCAGUCCACCCUGGACCUGAUGGCAGAUGUGGUGUACUGCCCCCGCCCGUGCUGCCAGCUGCCUGUGAUGCAGGAGCCUGGCUGCACAAUGGGCAUCUGCUCGAGCUGUAAUUUCGCCUUCUGUACCCUCUGCAGAUUGACCUACCAUGGGGUCUCUCCGUGUAAGGUGACUGCAGAGAAAUUAAUAGACUUACGAAAUGAGUACCUGCAAGCAGAUGAGACCAAUAAAAGGUUUUUGGAGCAGAGGUAUGGUAAGCGGGUGAUUCAGAAGGCCCUGGAAGAGAUGGAGAGCAAGGAGUGGCUAGAAAAGAACUCCAAGAGCUGCCCAUGCUGCGGGACUCCCAUAGAGAAACUAGACGGCUGUAACAAGAUGACAUGUACGGGCUGUAUGCAGUACUUCUGCUGGAUUUGCAUGGGUUCCCUCUCUAGAGCAAACCCUUACAAACAUUUCACUGAUCCUGCCUCCCCGUGUUUUAACCGGUUGUUCCAUGCUGUGGAUGUUAACGGAGAUGUUUGGGAAGAUGAGGCCGAAGACUAGCGAACACCUGCUGCUCCAGCGAUGGCAGUGGAAUGGUUUGCCCUAACUCGGCAGGAUUUUUCGGGUACCAUCGAUGUAGAAGAUAUGGAAGAACAAGGUCUAUGUUUUCAUGUGAUACUACUGAUUUAGCACAUUCAGACAUGUUUCAUUGUAACAUAAUUGAGGAACUCUUAAGCCAAAGGUUUGGAAAAUAUUAAAUAUUACAGUGUGCCCGAAGCUUGAAUAGUGAAAAAUUAAAUAUUUAUUUUCCUUCCCCAAGCUUAGGUCAGGAGACAGAGGUCAAGAUUUAAACUCGCAGACCUUUUUAUCUCUGGGAAGCCUCCCUCUAAGACAUUCCUGGGGAGCUCCCUCAGUCCUGCUCCUUACAGCCGGGGCGGGUAGAGCCUUAUUAAAAUUGUACCGAGAGCCUGGACUCGCUCCACACUACAUUCCCUCCAGCCCGAAGUUUUGCAAAGUCACUUUUCUUCAGAGGAAGCCCUUUACUCCAGAACUGAUUGGAUGGCCCAGUGUCAUUUGGAUCGACUGCUUUUCAGAAUGGAAAUCUACAGAUAAUUCAGAUUUUUUUUUUUUGAUACCACAGACACUGUGGGUCACUUGAUAUAUUUAUUAAUGCUGUAUAGUCCACCGGUUUUGAGCCACGUCUUGAACGUAUCGAUACUGGCUCAGAAGCACUUCCACCCCAUUCAGCCUCGCUGUUUCUUCUGGGCUGUAGAGCCUGGAUUCAGAGCAACUUGUCUUUGCUACCUUGGGUCCUGCCUUCUCUCCAUUGACCUCAGCCUGCCUUUCAUUGGUAAGGACAAUGUUAAUAUUAGCUCCAGCAGCUCAUAGUUUUAUUUCCUCUGCUGGGAAAGGAGAAAGUCUAAUACGUUCCCACCUGAACAAGCUGAACUCUGUAUAUGCUUUUUGAACACGAUAGCACCAGAGCUCCAGUGCUAACCUUCUGCAUUCUUUUUAAAGGGCUUCUCUAAUGAGCUGUGGACGUUUGUCUUCCUCUCCUCGUUUUAUUUUGCACCAGCAGUGUUCCAGGGGUCAUUUGGGCUUGAUACCUAGAGCCGUGUUUCCGGGUUUUGUUGGCUUUUUGCAAAAUUCUUCCCUUCGGGUUUGGUGAGUGUCUUGGCAGCAGAGUAAGGUGGGGGAAGAAAGGCCAGGGGAUUCAGCUGCAGCCGUGCACAUGCUCUUUUCUCCUGCCCGGUCAUUGAAAAGUAGGGAUCAUCUGAAACCUUUUUAUGUGUGUGUUAUCCAAAGACUGCGGACUGUUUCUGGAUUGUCAAUAAGGAUGCUUAAUCUUAAAAAUAAAAAUGAUUUAAAAAUGGUCUUAUAAUUAGA
Molecule: messenger RNA, 3141 nt
Organism: Phacochoerus africanus (Common warthog)
Lineage: Eukaryota; Metazoa; Chordata; Mammalia; Artiodactyla; Suidae
Gene: RNF14
Product: ring finger protein 14
Exons: 9
Coding region: 391-1815 (474 amino acids)
Biological process (GO): positive regulation of proteasomal ubiquitin-dependent protein catabolic process; protein polyubiquitination; ubiquitin-dependent protein catabolic process
Cellular component (GO): cytoplasm; ubiquitin ligase complex
Molecular function (GO): ubiquitin conjugating enzyme binding; zinc ion binding; ubiquitin protein ligase activity
Source: RefSeq, a predicted model, not a curated record